AUGUGGUCUGACUCGCAACGCGAUCUGUCAAAACAGCCACUGCUACUAAAUAAUGACAGUGGCGAGCUUGGCGCUACGUUGAGCAGCUCAUCUUCGAUGAAGUCAAUGUCCAACAUCAAUACACCAUCUUCAUCCAACAACAACAGUAUGAACUAUGGCAGUGGAUUAUAUUCUCGCAAACAGCCUAUCAAGCGUCAGUACAAGUGCAAUGACCUGUUGUUCCUCUUCCUCUUUCUCGGUCUACUGGGCUCAAUGGCCUGGGUGUCAGCUAUAGCCUACACACGUGGCGACCCAUCAUUGCUCGUCCAGAACAACACAUUGGCCAAUGGAACAUUGCCCGACCCCAAUUGGGACAAUGGCAACAGAUUUUUCUACACAGUGUCCGAGUACGUCAGUGAGAUGCAGGAGAACCGUUACUGUCUACUCUACUCGGUGAUCGUUGCCUUCUUCAUUUCAGACAUCUGGAUCGAGUUGCUCAAACGAUUCACUCGCAAAGUAAUCUAUGUCACCAUCGUCCUUGGCGUGAUCAUUCUUCUCACUCUUGGUACAUUCUUCAUCGUUGCUGGAUCAAUUCAAAACAGUCGAGGAUCAAUCAUAUUUGGUGGAGUAGUUACAGCCUUCUCGGUACUGUUCACAAUCAUAUUGUACCUGAUGAGGAGGAGCAUUCGUUUGACUGUGGCCACUUUUGCAGAGAGUUGCCGUGGCGUUCGUCAAAGUCGCUCGGUAUUCUUUGCCGUGACAUUGGUCGUGUUGAUAUUCCUUGCCUUCCUGUUCUACUGGACCACUACAUUGAUCUAUUUGUUCAGUAUCCCAGAUAAGAGCAACCUGAAGUUGGAGGAUGGUGAUGGUGAUCACCACCGCAUCCCACUUCACACUGUUGACUUUGACACCAAGAUCAGGUAUCUCUUCACCAUCAUGUCCUUUGGAUUCUACUGGACCUCUUCAUUCCUUGGUGCUGUAUCACAGUUUGCCAUCGCUGGAGCCAUCUCACGUUGGUACUUCUCCCGUGGACCAACUGGAAAGUCCGAGGUUGGAUCACGCAAUGCUCUGGCCUCGUUAUCAUUGGCCUUUUCACUCUCGAUGGGUAGCAUUGCAUUCGGAAGUCUAAUGAUUGGAUGGGUUGAGACAUUGGCAUUCUUAUUGAGAUUGGUCCAAAGGAUCAAGUCUGAGAAGAAGUGGGUACAGUCCAUUCUCAAGUGCCUUCACUAUGUCUUUGGUUGUCUGGCUGCCAUUGCCAAAUGGGCCAAUACCUAUGGCUAUGCAUACAUGUCCAUGCAUGGAUACAGCUACUGUCAAUCGACCAAGGCAUGCUACAACGUCAUCGCAAGGAACUUCUUUACAUCGAUAUUGAUGAACUUUAUCGGUUGGUUCGUCUUGCUACUUGGAAAGGUACUCGUGAUGGCCAUCUCAUCGCUGGUGGCUGGCAUCGUACUGUACGCCACGCAGAAGAAUCUGAGCGAGAACAUGUUGACCAUACUCUUAUCAGCGAUCUUUGCCUACUGCAUUGCCAACAUGUUCUCACACAUCAUUGGUGUGAGCAACGACACGAUCUUUGUUUGCUACCUUGAGGACCUUGAGAUCAAUGGUGCCGAGAACAUCCUCAUCAGCAAGGAUCUACAUGAGUUACUACAAGAGAACAAGACCUCAAUUAACAAGCCCAAGGAUAUGGAGCUUACCAGGUCAAAGUGA
Acytostelium subglobosum LB1 is the source of this 1689-nucleotide messenger RNA. RefSeq lists its product as hypothetical. Gene Ontology annotation, cellular component: membrane. The coding region runs from base 1 to 1689 and encodes 562 amino acids. The transcript is spliced from 4 exons. The record is from RefSeq and is a predicted model, not a curated record. Gene Ontology annotation, molecular function: transmembrane transporter activity. Gene Ontology annotation, biological process: transmembrane transport. Lineage: Eukaryota; Evosea; Eumycetozoa; Acytosteliales; Acytosteliaceae.